Peronospora farinosa is the source of this 1068-nucleotide messenger RNA. Lineage: Eukaryota; Oomycota; Peronosporomycetes; Peronosporales; Peronosporaceae. The record is from the annotation of a GenBank genome assembly.
AUGAAACUCACAAGUCAAGACACGAGCUUCGGUUCCAAUUCAAUGGACAUGAAGACAACACAGAGCCGCAUUCAAUGUGCCGAGUGUGGCGAACACUUUAUGUUUGCAACAAAGCUGGUUGAACACAGUAAAAAAACGCAGCAUCGACCCUUUGCUUGUCACUACCAAGACUGUAAAAAGUGCUACACCAAGCGAGAACAUCUGACGCGUCACGUUGAGACUGUGCACGUGUGUGGUGGUACAAUUCAAUCACUAAAACAAGGCAAACGGUUUAAUUGCAAACUUUGUGAGGCUCGAUUUGCCUACAAUCACGGCCUUACACGUCAUAUGAAACGCUCUCAUCGAAACGUGAACCUCCCAUUUGAAUGUUUUGAGUGUCUUAAGGGGUUUAAGAAAAAGAGUGAGCUCCAAGCACAUUCGUACGUGCAUACAGGUGUACUGCCUUUUGAGUGUCAAGAGUGUGGAGAACGAUUUUUGAAGCGUUUCUGGCUCACACGGCAUCAAAGGAAGCAUGAUGCAACCAAAAAAGCAGAUACUCAAGUGUAUGUGUGUGAGUGUGGUGAGAUAUGCUUUGAUGAAGACGAGCUGAAGCGUCAUAAGCAAGUAAAACACAGCAAUGAAGUCAGAGAAGAUAUUGUGGAUGGCAGUGGGAGUCCUAAAACGAAAGUGCCCACGUCUGUGUGUCUUGUGUGUGAUCAAACCUUCAGUCGAAAGCAGUAUCUGCGUGCCCAUUUGCGCACGCAUUUUGAGUCGUUGGAUGAUCGCAAACAAUACACAUGUCCAAUGGACGGAUGUGACAAGGCGUACACACGUUCGUCGAAUUUGAUGACACAUUACAACGCAGUCCAUGAUAAGCUUAAGUCAAAGCGAUUUGCGUGUCCACGUAAAGACUGCACGGCACGAUUCGGCUAUAAGACGGUUCUGAAGCAUCACAUUGAGAGCAUUCACGAUAAUCCAAAGCCACCUAAACGGCGCGAACGCAAGUCUGCGGGUAUUCUUGAACAAGUGCUUGGAGUGAACCAAUUCGGCGAGCAAGAACCACAAGUCGCUCUUGCAGUGGAAAAAUGA